Messenger RNA from Marasmius oreades (fairy-ring Marasmius), 1626 nucleotides. RefSeq lists its product as uncharacterized. The record is from RefSeq and is a predicted model, not a curated record. The coding region runs from base 1 to 1626 and encodes 541 amino acids. NCBI's taxonomy places the organism in Eukaryota, Fungi, Basidiomycota, Agaricomycetes, Agaricales, Marasmiaceae. The transcript has 2 exons.
AUGCCAAAGUCGCCAGUUGUGUCGAGAGUUCUACAUCAGGUUGGACAGCUAUCUGCGUGCUAUUUCGGACUGGGAGUCGCUCGAUCUUGGUGUGCUACAAACGUUUCAGCACAUCAGCCCUCGGGCCCGUCGGUAUAUAAACUGCAGGGCGCUCAAUGGUUACUGAAGACAUACUGGGAUACACCGUCACUCGUACCGCAUCUCAGGACGAUUCUCCAUCGUGAUAUGUCACUGAGUCAUGCAACCCUCGUGACUUUCUCUGCCCUUGACCAGUGGAAACUCCUUGCGUGGAAGAAACUGGAGACGUUCGAAUUAGAUCUAGUGUUAGCAAACCCAAGCAAGUUUUUCCGUGAAGAACGCCAAAGGGUGGGACUAGAUCCAGAAGGUAGAGACAGCAUAGCCGGAUCGCCAACCUCAUUCGAAUCACCACUAUGUACUCAGCUGCUUUAUUACCUGGCUUCUUGGGGUGAUGAUCCCAUCGGCUGGAAGCUACUGUACGAGCUCACGCACGAGUUUUAUCGGAUGAACAUUCCCCUGCAAGCCAAAAUCCCUUUCGUACUUCCAUUUUACCACAUCGAAAAACUCUUGUUGCCACCCGCAACGAGUGUUGGUCAACGGCCGUUUUCUUCCGGAGCAUCCUCUUCGCCUGUUUUCGAGAGGAAGUUGGGUUUGGAAUUCUUGGAAUUUUACAGCACGGGGUGGAGCUUUGCCUCUGAACUCGAUGGUGGACAUUAUGACAAACUCGCGUUAGUAACGGCGUUGACCAGUCAUGUCCGAAGCUACUCACAAACCUCAACCCUUGUCACCACCGAGGAAGGGUUUGGUUUCUUGAGCUUUAUUCAUGGCAGAAUCAUCACAGAGGAAUUAUACCAAAAUGGAGAUUGGACGUUCACAGACAUUAUACCGAAUUGGCUAUCUGCAUUGGACGAAGUACAGAGCCACCGUCCAGAUCGUUUAUUCGAGCGAAUACCCGGUUUCUUCCCGUUGACCGUUUCGGGUUUAAUGGGAUUAUUGAAAACCUCGGGAAAGACGUCGGCCCUCGUGCCCAUACUGGAUUCCUUCAAAGAGGGUUGGGAUGAAGUAGGGCAGCGUCAACGGCACAGUUUGGUCAACGCCUUGUCGGAACACAUCAAUUCCCAGCAAUUUGCUCGUCCUAUGCUACUUCUUCUUGAAGCAGGUGAUUCCGGUCGCGACAGUCUGAAUGCAGGUGUAGGUUUCCUCACGUUUGUGAAUAACAAACUGGCUGAAGAUCCCACUUUCCAUCGCGGGGAAUUUUCUGGUAUCAGGAGUCGUUGGGUAAAAGCUUUGCGGCAUAUAGGAUAUUCUCAUCGGUUGCCACCAGAUCACUUCCGGCUCGUCCCAGAGCCUGGUGGUACAAGAGCAACGCGGACCGGGACAGAAAGCGCAAGCUGGAGAACUGAGUCAGAGAGCGACGAAGAAAAUGAACAGCAUCAUCAAGAGGAUCAGGGAGAGGCAGGUGGAGAGGGAGAUGUGAUUCCGUCGGAGGAGCCUCUGGACACCCGGGAAACCGGAGAUAGUGUGUCGAUCAAUACUGAGAACCAGCCUGAGCAUGGUAGGGAAAACGAAGGGGUAUUCGGCGGCCCUGGGGCAGACAAAAAUGUCUGA